GGCCCAUGCCCGCGUUCGCGCUCGCUUUCAUGCCCUUGCUCAGUUUCUCCCUACGGUUCACAACCACCAUCCUCACAGUAAGCUUACAUGGACCCAGCCAGCCAAGCGUUGAUCCAAUAUGUCCCUAAUGGCGUCCGUAAAACAUACCGAGCCCGAGCAGAGUAUACUGGGCUCUUAUAGUAUCGAACGGUUGCACGUCUCUGUCUUUGACGGAUUUCUUGAUAUUUUGACCAAGUUACGAAGCGAAUUUAUCCGGAAAGUCAGCGCCGCUGUGUCGCAUCACCUAUUAGACAUUUUGUACAGACGUGACUUACGCAGGAUCACCCGGAUCUGAGUCAACAUUCGAAACCAUUCCUAAAGACUUGGAGAGAGGCAUGGACGAGUACGGACGAGAAUUUCCACCUCACAGGGAUGAAAACUCUCUUCCGAUCUUGCGUCCCCAGGAUUUCCAAGCUGAACAAGCGGCAUGAAUCUCCAGUGAGAUUUGGCAGUUUCUCGCAAAUGAUGACUUGACUGUCACAUCACCGCUGCAGGACGUACGGCGCAUUCAGCAUAUUAACUGCGGCACGGGCACAUGGUGCACCUUGGCGAGCGAGAAAUAUCCAAACGCAAAGGUUCGCGGCUGGGACACCAUAACUUCUUAGAAACGGAGAGUGCCGCAAAUGGUCAGUUUCUACGUCGGAGAUUUCAAAGAAGCACUCGAAUCCUGUGAACGCUGGGAUAUCAUUCUUUUGAGCAAUUUACUGGGUACGGUUCAGGACUGGAAGGAAAUAUACCGUGUAUGCUUUAGGAACUUAAACAGCAGCGGAAUACUUAUACAUCGCGAGUUGAAACUGUACAUUCAUCCCUUGGAUUCUUUGCCUCCCUCUAUUUCACAGUUCAAUACCUUCCUGCGCCAAGCGGCAGAAUCUGCUGGAACUCCACUUGAUAUCACAAAGCACAUGCAAGAACAAAUGAAGGGCCAGAACUUCUCUGUACGUGCGAACAUCGACGCAAAGCAUCCAAUCCCUCUUGGGACUUGGGAUCACAGGCGGCAGUACGUGAUGCUUGGAGAGCUUAGCCUCGCUCGUAUCCACUUGGACCUUGAAGGCUUAUGCUUGCGUAUGUUUAAGCAACUUGGGUGGACUGCCGAAAUGACUAAAACAUUCAUUGACAAGGUGCUGGAAGAAAUCAAAUCAAGCAAUGACCCGUAA
Verruconis gallopava is the source of this 1193-nucleotide messenger RNA. RefSeq lists its product as uncharacterized. The coding region runs from base 663 to 1193 and encodes 176 amino acids. The transcript is spliced from 2 exons. The record is from RefSeq and is a predicted model, not a curated record. Lineage: Eukaryota; Fungi; Ascomycota; Dothideomycetes; Venturiales; Sympoventuriaceae.